GAAUUAGUCAAUGUGCUUCAAGGUCGUGUGUUUGUAUGGAUGCUACCGAGAGGAAACAAGGGAUUCUCUAAAGUGAUCAUUAAUCUGUCAUCUAUAAUUAUCAAUCAGGACGUCCUUAAUGUAUUGUGUUGAAAUCACUUUUGGUAGAUUAUGAGUCAAUACAUUGUGCCAUUUGAACACAACGAUCCAAGGCUAUUUUCGCCUGUCUCACAGGCAUUUUCCUUAGCUGAUCUUGGAAAGCGUUUGUUGGAUGCUGCGAAGAAUGGAGAUGUUGAAGAAGUCAAGAAUUUAGUAAAUUGUGGAGCUCCAUUUACUACGGAUUGGUUAGGAAUGUCGGCACUUCAUUUUGCUGCUAUGAAUGGACAUCUCAGCUCUUGUGAGGCGCUUCUUAGAGCUGGUAUCAGUAGAGACGCCCGCACUAAAGUUGAUCGUACUCCAUUGCACCUAGCAGCUCAAGAAGGUCAUGCAGAUAUUGUCGAAUUGUUAUUACGCAGUGGAGCAGAUCUUGGUGCUAAGGAUAUGUUGCGUAUGACAGCGUUACAUUGGGCAGCCGAAAGAGGUCACACACAUGUGGUUCAAAUGUUAAUGCGUUUUGGAGCAAAUGCACAUCUUCAAAAUAAAUUUGAAAUGACACCCUUAGAUAUAGCUGAAAGUAAACACUAUAAUGAUGCUCGUGAUGCAAUGCUGAAUACUCAGUAUGAAUUGUUGCUACCAGUCAGUCGGAUGGUGAAUACAAAUGAAAAUUUAGUCGAUGCUAGUGCUUAUAUUUUAACUGAAGAAAAGACUUUAGUUCCAGCUGCUCCUCCAGCAGAUGAAGUCACUGUCACUGCAACAGCUGAAGAAGAAUUAGGCGGUGCAGAAAAUCCUCAAACUUCUGAGAUAUUCUUAAAUCAUAAUGUCUAUAAUAAUAAUAGUAAUAAUCAGAGUACAGGAGCGACAACGCAUAGUGGAGCGAAAAAUAAAACGAGAUUUGUCAAUAGACCAUUAUGGGAAACUGGAGAGAUAGAUGAAAAUACAAACCAAGCGCCAGAAGCACAGGCUCUUCCUUGUUCUUCAUCACACUUUCGUCCAGAUUCAACAAGCAAACCAAACAUGACGGAAGAUGCUUUACUGUCUUUUGAUGAGAAUUGUGCAAGAGAUUUUAUAAUAGUUGAAACUCCUGAUGGUGAGACAUUGUAUGUUCGUCAACAGUCUAAUGAAGAUGGAACUACUGGCUUGGUUAUACUAACCAGUACAGGUGAACAAGUGAAUAAUCCAGCCUUGAUGGAACAAGUGAUGGAUGCCAUGAUCAGCUUGCCUGGACAGUGCAUCAGUGACACACUAAACUCAAAUAACGUAAAUUUUGAUUCAGAUUCGGCUACUUUACCUCUCCAGCGUCCGAAGAAUAAUUCCAAAUUAGUAGACAACCAAACAACAGUUAUAUCCAGUGAUUCUUCUCUCCAACCUGAUAUUAAUGGCUGCCAAACAAACUGUCAACAAUUAAGUCCUCAUAUUACUGAAAAUGAUGAUGAUGAGGAGGAGGACGGUGAAGAUGAUAAUGAGGAUUCCGACAGUGAUGAGGAGGAGCCACUAGUAGCUCAUUUAGCCGCGUUGGCAAAUCAACCCAGAUCGGAGCAGCCAACCAUCUGCAUAGAAGGGAUGGGACCUGGCGCUUCACCGCAUCAUUUGAGAAGAUGGUGUGCACAUAAUGGGAUAUGUAUUCCUGGAGAUGCAGAGGGACCAUCGUUCAUUGUUGAAUUCAUGUAUGAAGAUGAAGCGUAUACUCUUUCAGCAUCAUACGAUUCGGAAUCCGGUUGUAUCAAUUUCUCUCAUGCAAAAACUGAAGAGGAAGAGGGAGUUCAGCAAUUCUAAAAUAACCUACUACUACUACUAUUUCAAGACAUGACGGUUAUGUGAAUAUUUUCAUUGCAUUUUUAUUGUAAAAAACAGAAAGGAAAAUUUGUUAACUUUUAUUUUUUUUAAUUAAUAAAUAACACAUGGAAUAAUUGUGUG
Messenger RNA from Trichobilharzia regenti, 1992 nucleotides. Lineage: Eukaryota; Metazoa; Platyhelminthes; Trematoda; Strigeidida; Schistosomatidae. The record is from the annotation of a GenBank genome assembly.